This is a messenger RNA of Entamoeba dispar SAW760, 795 nucleotides long. Its product is annotated as bromodomain-containing protein, putative. The transcript has a single exon. Gene Ontology annotation, molecular function: protein binding. The record is from RefSeq and is a predicted model, not a curated record. Bases 1 to 795 code for a protein of 264 amino acids. NCBI's taxonomy places the organism in Eukaryota, Evosea, Mastigamoebida, Endamoebidae.
AUGGAAGAGAGAAGUGAAAAGCUAAUUAAAGGAGUCUCUAAAGAAGAAAAGAAAGGACAGAAAAAAGAAAGAGAGAAGAAAGAAAGUAAAAUUGAAGAAGGAUUAAGUCAUAGACCUAUGACAAGAUCAAUGAGUGGAUAUGAAGUUGAAGAGAAGCCAGUAAUUAAGAAUGAACCAUUAAAUAGUUUUGAAAAAGAGUUAUGUAUGAAUGUUAUGAAACAAUUAAUGAAAGUAAGUGAAAGUGAAGUUUUUAUGGAACCAGUAGAUCCAGAGAUAUGGAAUAUACCUAAUUAUUUUGAAAUUAUUAAAACACCAAUGGAUUUAGGAACAGUAAUAAAAAAAAUUAAAAAGAAUAUGUAUUAUUCUAUUGAUCAAUUUAGUAAUGACGUUAGACUAACUUUUACUAAUGCAAUGACUUUUAAUCCUCCUGGAAAUUAUGUUCAUUCAUAUGCUGAAAAGUUAUAUAAAAUCUUUGAAAAUUAUUAUAGACAUUGUAUUCGUAAACUUAACUAUCAUUUAAAAGAAGAAAAUAAUCUUCUUCAAUCUAAGAAAAAAUAUUCACAAAAACCUUUAAAUCGUUCAGAAAUGCAUUACCUCACUCAAAAAAUGAAAAAUAUUCCUUUAGAAUGUCUUAAUGAUGUUUGUGAGGUAUUAGAAAUACAAAAACCAAUUCAACCAAUUUCUGAGUUAAAUAUAAAAUUAAAAGAUUUUCCUAAUUCUUCUCUUCAUCACAUUUAUUCAAUUUUUAAAUUAAAUGAUAGAGAGAAUCAAUCAGCUUCUACUUCAAAUGAUUGA